Lactuca sativa (garden lettuce) is the source of this 6045-nucleotide messenger RNA. RefSeq lists its product as uncharacterized. The record is from RefSeq and is a predicted model, not a curated record. Gene Ontology annotation, molecular function: ADP binding. NCBI's taxonomy places the organism in Eukaryota, Viridiplantae, Streptophyta, Magnoliopsida, Asterales, Asteraceae.
CUCACAAAAGACUCUUAUAUAAUUUGCUAUUAGUGAGUCAUUCUUUAAUUUAUCUUUCACAAUUCGUAGUAUUAUCAUCCUUCAAAAAUUUUGAUUUCUGUUCUUUACAGGGAAGAAGAAAAGAGAAGCAUAUACACAAAGAGGCUCCUUGGCAAAAAGUCAGAUCUAUUAACAAAUACUUCCAUGUGGUUGCAAAUUACAAGGAUUUCAACAUAAUUACCAAAACAUAGCAUUAUCAUAAGAUCGAAUAAUAAUCAAAUUCUUCUAUAAUAUUACACAAAGGUGCUACCACAAGAAUAUGGCCAUGGAAACUGCUAAUGAAAUUAUAAAACAAGUUGUUCCAGUUCUCAUGGUUCCUAUUAACGAUUACCUACGCUACCUCGUUUCCUGCAGAAAGUACAUCAGUGACAUGGAUUUGAAAAUGAAGGAAUUAAAAGAAGCAAAAGACAAUGUUGAAGAGCACAAGAAUCAUAACAUUAGUAAUCGUCUUGAGGUUCCAGCAGCUCAAGUCCAGAGCUGGUUGGAAGAUGUAGAAAAGAUCAAUGCAAAAGUGGAAACUGUUCCUAAAGAUGUCGGCUGUUGCUUCAAUCUAAAGAUUAGGUACAGGGCCGGAAGGGAUGCCUUCAAUAUAAUUGAGGAGAUCGACAGUGUCAUGAGACGACACUCUCUGAUCACUUGGACCGAUCAUCCCAUUCCUUUGGGAAGAGUUGAUUCCGUGAUGGCAUCCACCUCUACGCUUUCAACUGAACACAAUGACUUCCAAUCAAGAGAGGUAAGGUUUAGUGAAGCACUCAAAGCACUUGAGGCCAACCACAUGAUAGCCUUAUGUGGAAUGGGGGGAGUGGGGAAGACCCACAUGAUGCAAAGGCUGAAGAAGGUUGCCAAAGAAAAGAGGAACUUUGGUUAUAUCAUCGAGGCGGUUAUAGGGGAAAUAUCGGACCCCAUUGCUAUUCAGCAAGUUGUAGCAGAUUACCUAUGCAUAGAGCUGAAAGAAAGCGAUAAGAAAACAAGAGCUGAGAAGCUUCGUCAAGGGUUCAAGGCCAAAUCAGAUGGAGGUAACGCUAAGUUCCUCAUAAUAUUGGAUGAUGUCUGGCAGUCCGUUGAUCUAGAAGAUAUUGGUUUAAGCCCUUCUCCCAAUCAAGGUGUCGACUUCAAGGUCUUGUUGACUUCACGAGACGAACAUGUUUGCUCAGUGAUGGGGGUUGAAGCUAAUUCAAUUAUUAACGUGGGACUUCUAAUUGAAGCAGAAGCACAAAGAUUGUUCCAGCAAUUUGUAGAAACUUCUGAGCCCGAGCUCCACAAGAUAGGAGAAGAUAUUGUUAGGAGGUGUUGCGGUCUACCCAUUGCCAUCAAAACCAUGGCGUGUACUCUAAGAAAUAAAAGAAAGGAUGCAUGGAAGGAUGCACUUUCUCGUUUACAACACCAUGACAUUCGUAAUGUUGCGACUGCAGUUUUUAGAACCAGCUAUGAGAAUCUCCAAGACAAGGAGACUAAAUCUGUUUUUUUGAUGUGUGGUUUGUUUCCUGAAGACUUCAAUAUUCCUACCGAGGAGUUGAUGAGGUAUGGAUGGGGCUUAAAGUUAUUUGAUAGAGUUUAUACAAUUAUAGAAGCAAGAAACAGGCUCAACACCUGCAUUGAGCGACUGGUGCAGACAAAUUUACUAAUUGGAAGUGAUAAUGGUGUACACGUCAAGAUGCAUGAUCUGGUCCGUGCUUUUGUUUUGGGUAUGUAUUCUGAAGUCGAGCAAGCUUCAAUUGUCAACCAUGGUAAUAUGCCUGGGUGGCCUGAUGAAAAUGAUAUGAUCGUGCACUCUUGCAAAAGAAUUUCAUUAACAUGCAAGGGUAUGAUUGAGUUUCCAGUAGACCUCAAGUUUCCUAAACUAACGAUUUUGAAACUUAUGCAUGGAGAUAAAUCGCUAAAGUUUCCUCAAGAAUUUUAUGAAGGAAUGGAAAAGCUCCGGGUUAUAUCAUACGAUAAAAUGAAGUACCCAUUGCUUCCUUUGGCACCUCAAUGCUCCACCAACAUUCGGGUGCUUCAUCUCACGGAAUGUUCAUUAAAGAUGUUUGAUUGCUCGUGUAUUGGAAAUCUAUCGAAUCUGGAAGUGCUGAGCUUUGCUAAUUCUCGCAUUGAGUGGUUACCUUCCACGGUCAGAAAUUUAAAAAAGCUAAGGUUACUUGAUUUGAGAUUGUGUUAUGGUCUCCGUAUAGAACAGGGUGUCUUGAAAAGUUUGGUCAAACUUGAAGAAUUUUAUUUUGGAAAUGCAUUUGGGUUUAUAGAUGAUAACUGCAAGGAGAUGGCAGAGCGUUCUUACAACCUUUCUGCAUUAGAAUUUGCGUUCUUUAAUAACAAGGCUGAAGUGAAAAAUAUGUCAUUUGAGAAUCUUGAACGAUUCAAGAUCUCAGUGGGGUGCUCUUUUGAUAGAAAUAUCAAUAUGAGUAGCCACUCAUACGAAAACAUGUUGCAAUUGGUGACCAACAAAGGUGAUGUAUUAGACUCUAAACUUAAUGGGUUAUUUUUGAAAACAGAGGUGCUUUUUUUAAGUGUGCAUGGCAUGAAUGAUCUUGAAGAUGUUGAGGUGAAGUCGACACAUCCUACUCAGUCCUCUUCAUUCUGCAAUUUAAAAGUCCUUAUUAUUUCAAAGUGUGUAGAGUUGAGAUACCUUUUCAAACUCAAUGUUGCAAACACUUUGUCAAGACUUGAGCAACUAGAAAUUUGUGAAUGCCAGAAUAUGGAAGAACUCAUACAUACUGGGAUUGGGGGUUGUGGAGAAGAGACAAUUACUUUCCCCAAGCUAAAGUUUUUAUCUUUGAGUCGACUACCGAAGUUAUCAGGUUUUUGCCGUAAUGUCAACAUAAUUGGGCUACCACAUCUCGUAGACUUGAAACUUAAGGGCAUUCCAAGUUUCACAGUCAUUUUUCCGCAUAACAAGUUGGGAACAUCUAGUUUGUUAAAGGAAGAGGUUGUGAUUCCUAAGUUGGAAACACUUCAAAUUGAUGACAUGGAGAACUUAGAAGAAAUAUGGCCUUGUGAACUUAGUGGAGGUGAGAAAGUUAAGUUGAGAGAGAUUAAAGUGAGUAGCUGUGAUAAGCUUGUGAAUCUAUUUCCGCGCAAUCCCAUGUCUCUGUUGCAUCAUCUUGAAGAGCUUAAAGUCAAGAAUUGCGGUUCCAUUGAAUCGUUAUUCAACAUUGACUUGGAUUGUGUCGGUGCAAUUGGAGAAGAAGACAACAAGAGCCUCUUAAGAAGCAUCAACGUGGAGAAUUUAGGGAAGCUAAGAGAGGUGUGGAGGAUAAAAGGUGCAGAUAACUCUCAUCUCAUCAAUGGUUUUCAAGCUGUUGAAAGCAUAAAGAUUGAAAAAUGUAAGAGGUUUAGAAAUAUAUUCACACCUAUCACCGCCAAUUUUUAUCUGGUGGCACUUUUGGAGAUUCAGAUAGAAGGUUGCGGAGGAAAUCACGAAUCAGAAGAGCAGAUUGAAAUUCUAUCAGAGAAAGAGACAUUACAAGAAGUCACUGAUACUAAUAUUUCUAAUGAUGUUGUAUUAUUCCCAUCCUGUCUCAUGCACUCUUUUCAUAACCUCCAUAAACUUAAAUUGGAGAGAGUUAAAGGAGUGGAGGUGGUGUUUGAGAUAGAGAGUGAGAGUCCAACAAGUAGAGAAUUGGUAACAACUCACAAUAACCAACAACAGCCUAUUAUACUUCCCUACCUCCAGGAAUUGGAUCUAAGUUUUAUGGACAACAUGAGUCAUGUGUGGAAGUGCAGCAACUGGAAUAAAUUCUUCACUCUUCCAAAACAACAAUCAGAAUCCCCAUUCCACAACCUCACAACCAUAAAUAUUAGCAGUUGCAAAAGCAUUAAGUACUUGUUUUCACCUCUCAUGGCAGAACUUCUUUCCAACCUAAAGAAACUCCAUAUAGAAAGAUGUGAUGGUAUUGAAGAAGUUUCAAACAGAGAUGAUGAGGAUGAAGAAAUGACUACAUUUACAUCUACCCACACAACCACCAUCUUGUUCCCUCAUCUUGAUUCUCUCACUCUAAUUUUUCUUAACAAUCUGAAGUGUAUUGGUGGAGGUGGUCCUAAGGAUGAGGGGAGCAAUGAAAUAUCUUUCAAUAAUACCACUGCAACUACUGCUGUUCUUGAUCAAUUUGAGUUGUCUGAAGCAGGUGGUGUUUCUUGGAGCUUAUGCCAAUACGCUAGAGAGAUAGAAAUAGUUGGAUGCUAUGCAUUGUCAAGUGUGAUUCCAUGUUAUGCAGCAGGACAAAUGCAAAAGCUUCAAGUGCUGACAGUAAAGUAUUGUGAUGGUCUGAAGGAGGUAUUUGAAACUCAAUUAGGGACGAGCAGCAACAAAAACAACGAGAAGAGUGGUUGUGAGGAAGGAAUUCCAAGAGUAAAUAACAAUGUUAUUAUGCUUCCCAAUCUAAAGAUAUUAAGAAUUGAAAAUUGUGGGGGUUUGGAACAUAUAUUCACAUUCUCUGCACUUGAAAGCCUGAGACAGCUCCAAGAGUUAACGAUUAAGGGUUGCUACAGAAUGAAAGUGAUUGUGAAGAAGGAAGAAGAUGAAUAUGGAGAGCAGCAAACAACAACAACAACGAAGGGGACAUCUUCUUCUUCUUCUUCUCCUCCUUCUUCUUCUAAGAAGGUUGUGGUCUUUCCUUGUCUAAAGUCCAUUGUAUUGGUCAAUCUACCAGAGCUGGAGGGUUUCUUCUUGGGAAUGAAUGAGUUCCGGUUGCCUUCAUUAGAUAAUGUUUUCAUCACGGAAUGCCCAAAAAUGAUGGUGUUUGCAGCUGGUGGGUCCACAGCUCCCCAACUCAAGUAUAUACACACAGAAUUAGGCAGACAUGCUCUUGAUCAAGAAUCUGGCCUUAACUUUCAUCAGACCUCAUUCCAAAGUUUAUACGGUGACACCUCGGGCCCUGCUACUUCAGAAGGGACAACUUGGUCUUUUCAUAACUUGAUCGAAUUAGAUAUGGAAUUUAAUGAUGAUGUUAAAAAGAUUAUUCCAUCCAGUGAGUUGUUGCAACUGCAAAAGCUGGAAAAGAUUCAUGUAAGGUGGUGUAAAAGGGUAGAGGAGGUAUUUGAAACUGCAUUGGAAGCAGCAGGGAGAAAUGGAAAUAGUGGAAUUGGUUUUGAUGAAUCGUCACAAACAACUACCACUACUCUUGUCAAUCUUCCAAACCUCAGAGAAAUGAAGUUAUGGCAUCUAGAUUGUCUGAGGUAUACAUGGAAGAGCAAUCAGUGGACAGCAUUUGAGUUUCCAAACCUAACAAGAGUUCAUAUAUGGGGAUGUGAUAGGUUAGAACAUGUAUUUACUAGUUCCAUGGUUGGUAGUCUAUUGCAACUCCAAGAGCUACAUAUAUCCAACUGCAGUGAGAUGGAGGAGGUGAUUGUUAAGGAUGCAGAUGUUUCUGUUGAAGAAGACAAAGAGAGAGAAUCUGAUGGCAAGACGAAUAAGGAGAUACUUGUGUUACCUCGUCUAAAGUCCUUGAAAUUACAACUUCUUCAAAGUCUUAAGGGGUUUAGCUUGGGGAAGGAGGAUUUUUCAUUCCCAUUAUUGGAUACUUUGGAAAUCUACGAAUGCCCAGCAAUAACCACCUUCACCAAGGGAAAUUCCGCUACUCCACAGCUAAAAGAAAUUGAAACAAAUUUUGGCUUCUUUUAUGCUGCAGGGGAAAAAGACAUCAACUCUCUUAUAAAGAUCAUACAACAGGAUUUCAAACAAGACUCUGAUUAAUGUGAAGUGAAUAUUAAAGGAUGAAUAUUCAAGGGAAGAAUUGUUCAUCAUAUGAAGGACAUUAAAGAAGAACAUGGAUGCUAUGAAGAUGUUGGGAAAACAUAUGUAUCAAGUAGUAAGCUGCUUAAUGAUCUAAGUUUGUUGGUUGAGGAUGUUGAUUUUAAUAUUUCAAAUUCAUUGGUAUCAUUAUAUGGGCUUAUCAAUAGUGUUAAUGGGAUAAUGAGUGACUUAACCUAAAUUAUGUUGUUGGUAAAUGUUGGACAAGUAUGGAAAAUUAGGAAUGACUUGUGAAAAAUAUAUGGAAAAGUAUUAUGAAACUA